GGGACGGCGCUGCGACGCGCUGACGCAGUGUCGCGCUGACGCUGUGAUGACGUGGGGCCCGGCCCCGUCACCAGGCACCGCGCUGGGCCAUGGCUGUGCUCCGGCGCCGCGGGCGGGCUCACUCGGUGUUCAGCCACGAGUUCGUCAUCCACAACCGGGCCGACAUCGCGGCCGCGCUGGUGCUCAUCGUGCUGGGCGGACUCAUGUUCGAGGUCACAGCCAAGACCUCCUUCAUGUUCAUCUCUCCACAGCACAAUGUCACCUCCACCACCCCAGAUGGGGAUGUUGUAUAUUAUGUCUACGGCACCAGUGAUUGUGCCACCAUCUCAUUCUAUAUCUUCAUUACCAUUAUCUUACAUGCUGUUGUCCAGGAGUACACGCUCGAUAAGGUGAACAAGAGGCUGCACCUGUCCAAGGUGAAGCACAACAAGGUGAAUGAGUCGGGGCAGUUGCUGCUCUUCCACCUCGGCACCAGCGCCUGGGGUAUCUACCUGGCCGUCACCGAGGGAUACCUCAGUGCCCCGUCCAGUCUCUGGGAAGACUACCCCCACACACACCUCACAUUCCAGAUGAAGUUUUUCUACCUGUGCCAGCUCUCCUACUGGCUGCACAUGAUCCCGGAGCUCUACUUCCAGAGAGUGCGUAAGGAGGAGGUGCCGCGGCAGCUGCUGUAUAUCGGCCUGUACCUGGCACACAUCGCGGGUGCCUAUCUACUCAACCUGACGCGGGCAGGGCUGGUGAUGGCGGUUCUACAGAGCGUGGCAGAGCUGGUUUUCCACAUGGCCCGGCUGCAGUACUUCACCAACUCGGACAGGCAGGCGCUGUGAGUGGGGGGGGGCUCGUGGACAGGGGAUUGGGUGGGUGGGUACAC
Messenger RNA from Amblyraja radiata (thorny skate), 871 nucleotides. RefSeq names its product translocating chain-associated membrane protein 2-like. The record is from RefSeq and is a predicted model, not a curated record. Gene Ontology annotation, cellular component: endoplasmic reticulum membrane. Gene Ontology annotation, molecular function: sphingosine N-acyltransferase activity. The transcript has 8 exons. Lineage: Eukaryota; Metazoa; Chordata; Chondrichthyes; Rajiformes; Rajidae. Gene Ontology annotation, biological process: ceramide biosynthetic process; protein insertion into ER membrane; SRP-dependent cotranslational protein targeting to membrane, translocation. The coding region runs from base 90 to 827 and encodes 245 amino acids.